Molecule: messenger RNA, 4804 nt
Organism: Coregonus sp. 'balchen'
Lineage: Eukaryota; Metazoa; Chordata; Actinopteri; Salmoniformes; Salmonidae
Source: the annotation of a GenBank genome assembly
AGCACGCUGAUCUCAUGACUUACUUCCUGGUCGUCUUUUUCCUUCUGUGAAGUGUCUGUGUUAUCGAACCUGCAACUAUGGUUAUUCUAAAAGGAAUACCGUCCAUUCUGUCGCCAGAGCUGCUGUUUGCCCUGGCCAAGAUGGGCCACGGAGACGAACUGGGUAAAUAAAUCAGCUAGCUACACUCAUAAGAACGAACCGAAAUGUGCUGGUUCAGUGAAGGUCUGUGAACGUCACCUGUUGUCAGGAUCUUGUUGUCAGUAGUGAUGUUACGUUUGAUACGGGAGCUCCGAUGCAUGCGUCGAAAUCGCUAACGCGUUUAACACACGACUGUGUUUUGCGCAAAAUAGUAUGCAGCAUCAUCUGGAUAUGUGUGCAACAAAAGUUCAACAUUCACCUUCUGCUACCAUUUCUGGCAACCCGUUGACGAAUACAGUUGACGCAUACGUUCGAAAAAUCCAACGUAUGCACCAAAAAGAACGCUCUGCAACGCAAUUUCGCAACGCAAACGCAGCGUUCCAUUGGAAAUUAAUGUACUUCUGGUGUCCCAAAACGCAAAACACAGUCGGUGUACUUAAAACAAAGCAGUAUGCCUAUCAGAGUUGCCAGGUACAGGUGCAAUUUCUAAGACAUUGACCACUCAAAACCAGCGCAAAGGGUCUGAAAACUAGCCAAAAUCGUUUUUCCACAGCAAGAGAAGAGUGGCCACAUUUAUACAAUAAACUUUUUUUCCAUAACGUUAUCGUGCCAAUUAAGAAGGAAUGUCGACGUAACUUGUAAGGACUUUAGAAGCAAAAACAUGAAUAGCUUGGCAAUUUAGAGGUAAGAAGUGCUUGUGUUUCCCAAUAGCCUGCUGGAAUAGGCUACUGAGGAUGGCGUCAUUUCAAUCACUGAAUUAAAUAUGAAUAAUAUGUAUAUGAACUGAAUAUGCUUGUCAACAACAGCCAGUGUUUAUUAUAUAUAUAUUUUUUUACCUGUAGCCUAUUCUGACUGACUGUUACCUUCAAUCUAAUGCUUUCUAACAACUGAUCGGCAAUUGCGAUAGAGAUUUGAUAGCUUCAAAUGUAACUAAACGUGGCCAUUAAUAGUUGCAAAAUAACACAAGGCUACAACAACAAUACAGGCUAUUUAUUAAAUCUGUUUGCCAGUGGCACAAAUUUAUUUGCAAUGACACCAUCCCUACAGUGAAGCAUGGUGUUUGCAGCAUCAUGCUGUGGGGAUGUUUUUCAGCGGCAGGUACUAGGAGACUAGUCAGGAUCAAGGCAAAGAUGAACAACUCGCUGGUUUGAAUCCCCGAGUUGGCAAGGUGGAGAAAUCAGCCAUUCUGCCCUUGAGCAAGGCAGUUAACCCCCAACAACAACUGCUCCCUGGGUGCCGGUGAUGUCGAUUUAAGGCAGCCCCCCGCACCUCUGAUUCGGAGGGGUUGGGUUAAAUGGUGGAAGACCCAUUUCGGUUGAAUGCAUUCAGUUGUGCAGUUGUACAGAGAGAUCCUUGAUGAAAACCUGCUCCAGAGCGCUCAGGACCUCAGACUGGGACGAAGGUUCACAGGACAACAACCCUAAGCACACAGCCAAGACAACGCAGGAGUGGCUUCGGGACAAGUCUCUGAAUGUCCUUGAGUUGCCCAGCCAGAGCCCGGACUUGAACCCGAUCGAACAUAGCUGUGCAGCAACGCUCCCCAUCAAACCUGACAAAGCUUGAGAGGAUCUGCAGAGAAGAAUGGGAGAAACUCCCCAAAUACAGGUGUGCCAAGGUUGUAGCGUCAUACCCAAGAAGACUCUAGGCUGUAAUCGCUGCCAAAGGUGCUUCAAAAAAGCACUGAGUAAAGGGUCUGAAUACUAUACUAUAAAUGUAAUAUUUCCAUUAUUUAUUUUUAAUGAGCAAAAAAUUCUAAAAACCAGUUUUUGCUUUGUCAUUGUGGGGUAUUGUGUGUAGAUUGAUGAGGGGAAAAAACUAUGUAAUUCAUUUUAUAAGGCUGUAACCUAACAAAAUGUGGAAAAAGUCAAGGAGUCUGAAUACUUUCCAAAGGCCGCAGCGCAACUUAGAAGUAGCCUAAAGACCAGCAAACCGCAACCAAUUUAUUGUCACCCCGACAUCGUUUUCAAAUUUGGCCAAAUAUGUGGUAAAACCACUGACAUGGCAACCCUGGUGCCGGCGCAUGUAUCGUGUUAUUAGAAGCACGUAAUCAAUGACGUCCGAAGUUUAGUCGAACAACCACCUGAUUGGUUUGGUAUUGGUUUCGGCAGAGAUCAUUUUGAGGAGAUGGGGAAACUCCAUUGGAAUCGUACUAACGCUGAUUGUGUAUGUUGCCCAUGCGUCGUCAAUGGGCCUUGCGGUGCAUUCUGGGCGCUUUUGGGACAAGCAGAGCUCUCCUUCAAGAAGUGACUGGGAAUCAAUUGGGCGCUAGCUGAAAAACCCAACAUUAACUUGAAUUUUGUCAACAAGAAGUACAACAUUACAAAUAUUUUAUGUUGUUCUUGUCUAUUACCGUUCUGUACUUUGUCAUAUUUGUACGUUUUUUAUGGACCUCAGGAAUGUGCAGAAGCUAAUGGGGAUCUGCAUAAACUAAACCACUUUGUUGAUUAAAGCCUCGAGUAAUGAACCUAUUUUCGACACAAUUGGCAGGAAUGCCUAAAUGCUUCAGGAAGAUUCAUUUCCCCAUCACUAGUGUCAGUGCAGGUCUAGGAAUCCAAAUUGACCACAUGUAGCCUAACCAAUUGGAAUUGCGAACGUGCAUAAAGAUGGCAGUAUUCAGAAAUGACAUCAUUGUUUUAGCACCAUCCACACUGAGUUUUUAAACUACAGCGCGUGAUAUGGUUCAAUGUAACAAUAAAUCAGCAUAUUGUUUUUUCAAAUUGCCGGAGUCUUGAAGCUAAAAUUGGGAUAAUGUAUACUCUGCUAAUGACCAUACAAAAAAAGAGUAAAGGAGAGCAAUGUACAAUACGGCGAACGUAGCAAAACAAGGAAUUUGUGGUAAGUGCAUGGGGGACGCCAUCAUUAUGCAUUUCCACUAUUGGCUUUUGUCUCUAAACUCCUCAAACCUAGGCUGUAGGUUUAUACCACUCAAGCAAAGUGAAAUGCAAUAGUCAAUAGAACACAAUACAGUAUAGUUUAUCCCCCAUCCAAUCAAUCUGGCAACUUCUGUUUAAAAAAAAUAUAUAAUUGUCAACUGUCAACUCAUUACUCAACUCAAACUCCUGGCUGCAGAUUUAAGUCCCCAACAAGGACAAUAAAGAUAUUUAUAUAUUUUAAUUGAUUGUCUCAUUACAGUUCUGGCUGAUACAAACUUCCCUACCUCCUCCACCUGCACCUGCGGUCCCAUUGAGAUCCGAGCUGAUGGUAGGUGUAUAGUUAACCUUUACUUAACCAGGAGAACAGAAAAAACACUCUGGGUACUUAUAUUGUGUAGUACCGGUAUGUAGUAUACUUAUAUAAUGUAUAGUCUGUAGUGUUUCAUUGAAUUAAAGUUAGGGUUGUGAUGAUUCCAGUAUCGCAAUAUUAUUUUCCAUGGCAAAAAUGAAAACACGAUGUAUGUAAAAUAUUGUGUUCUUAUAGCAUGGAAAAUAAAUAAAUGUGUCACUGGAUGACAACAAAUAAUUUGUUUGUUUCCAACAUUAGGGCUGUUUUCCUAAAGAAGUUAAAUCCGCUUCGUGUUUUGUUUCCUUGCCAGUGUUGCCACGAUACUGGCCCUAAUUAAAGAGUGUGUUGUAUUGUAUCAUAUGGUCAGUCUCUGUGAUUUUCCUGCAGGUCUAGGGGCUGCUGAGCUUUUGGAGGCCAUUUUGAAGCUAUUGCCCCUGGAUACCUAUGUCCCCAGCCCGGUAGGACCACAGGAACUGGAUAUGUCAAUAUGUCACAUCUGGAAAUCUAGCUGGACAGAGACCAAUUGUUUUGUGUGUGUGUAGGCUGCCGUAAUGGAGUUGGUGGACAGUGACAAAAAAAGAGGACUAGCCACUCCGGUAUGGGACAUCUUCAGACAGAAGCUGGCACAUGCUGGGGUACAGGUGAGUGGAUAGGGGUGAAGACAUACAUUCACACAUACUUAAAUGUUGAGUAAAGUUAUUGUGUGUUCUGUGUCCAGGCUCCUCUAGAGAAGGUGGAGAGAUUUGCUUUCUAUGAACGAGCCAAGAAAGCCUUUGCUGUUGUAGCAACUGGGUGAGAUAAAGGUUUUUCUCUCUUUGUGUGUGUGUCUGUGUGUGUGUGUGUGUGUGUGUGUGUGUGUGUGUGACAUGCAUCGGUGUAGAUUAGUGGGGCGGCAGGUAACCUAGCGGUUAACAGCGUUGGGCCAGUGACCGAAAGGUCGCUGGUUCGAAUCCCAGAGUUGGCAAGGUGGAGAAAUCAGCCAUUCUGCCCUUGAGCAAGGCAGUUAACCCCCAACAACAACUGCUCCCUGGGUGCCGGUGAUGUCGAUUUAAGGCAGCCCCCCGCACCUCUGAUUCGGAGGGGUUGGGUUAAAUGGUGGAAGACACAUUUCGGUUGAAUGCAUUCAGUUGUGCAACUGACAAGGUAUCUCCCUAGUGUAGUGUGUGUUUACUGUGUCGCUCUCUCUAUAAACAGGGAGACAGCACUCUAUGGGUGCCUGAUACUGAAGAAGGGAGUCAUCCCGGGUGAACUACUAGAUUGACACACACAAUGACUGUCAUCGACGGGGCACAACCAAAUUUUGCAUUACCUAACAAAUUACCUAAGAAUUUAAGUUUGCGUGUUUCUGAAAAACAUCUAGAUUUUCUUAAAAAAUAUAUAUAUUAUUUUAAUGUUGAUGUCAAGAUCCAUCUGAAAUGUAAUAAGCAAUGUAUCAAUUGUAAAU